AUUUCUCGAUAACAACCAGGUUUUUUUUUGCAAUAUCAAGAAAUUGAGAUAAGCUUCACUCAUAAUUCUAGCACGUAUAUAAAGAUUACUUCGGUUUAGUCUUAUAAGCACCAUGGAGAGCAAACAAUUGAAGCAAAUAAGCAUUGGGUGGCGUAAUUUAGGCGAAAGUUUGGAAAUAGGAUGGAAUAAAUUGUUGGAUGCAACGAGUGAUGAUCCUAUGUUAUUAUGGGUUUUUGGUUCAACAAUAGUUGUCUUUACUACCUACUGGUUGUAUGCUGCGUUUUUCACUAUAAUGGAUAUUACAAAUCGACCUACAUUUUUGCGUAAAUAUAAAAUACAACCGGGACAAAAUGAACCAGUGGAUCAAAAAAGGCUUAUAAAUGCUAUAAAAGUUGUAUUGAUCAACCAAACAGUUAUAAGCACACCAAUAUUUUAUUUACUUUAUAAGAGUGUACAAUCAUAUCAACAUUUAAUACCAGUACGCGAGCUUCCCACUUUUAAGAAAUUUGUAUUUGAUAUGGCUGUGAUAACCAUUUUGGAGGAAUUUAUGUUUUACUAUGCUCAUCGGUUAUUACAUCACAAAUCUAUUUACAAAUACGUACACAAGAAACAUCACGAAUGGACGGCGCCUAUAGCAGCUAUAACUUUCUAUUGUAACCCAAUUGAGCAUAUUGCAAGUAAUCUUCUUCCGGUGGUCGUCGCAAUAGGUCUAUUAAAAUCCCAUAUAUCAACUGCUUGGUUAUUUACUGCACUAGCAAUUAUUAAUGCUAUGAGUGAUCACACCGGCUAUAGUUUUCCAUUUUCAGCAAAAUCAGUACGCUUUCACGAUUUGCACCAUGAAAAAUUUAAUUACAAUUAUGGUGUAUUUGGAUGGUUGGACAAGUUACAUGGUACUUACAGAGAAUCGUGUCCAAGCAAAUUGGGUGCAAAAUUCAAAAAGCAUAAGCAAUAAAAGUUUGAAAGAUGUUUAUAUGUAGUUAAAUUUAUUUUUUAUUAAAUGGAAACAACUAUUUAAA
This is a messenger RNA of Teleopsis dalmanni, 1016 nucleotides long. Its product is annotated as fatty acid hydroxylase domain-containing protein 2. Gene Ontology annotation, molecular function: iron ion binding; C-4 methylsterol oxidase activity. Gene Ontology annotation, biological process: sterol biosynthetic process. The coding region runs from base 113 to 952 and encodes 279 amino acids. NCBI's taxonomy places the organism in Eukaryota, Metazoa, Arthropoda, Insecta, Diptera, Diopsidae. The transcript is spliced from 4 exons. The record is from RefSeq and is a predicted model, not a curated record.